CCGAGGAGCGUCUGAGCCGGGCCUGAGCCGGAUCUGAGGGGAGUCUGAGCCGGGCCUGAGCCGGAUCUGAGGGGAGUCUGAGCCGGGCCUGAGCCGGGUCUGAGCGGGGUCUGAGCCGGGCCUGAGCCGGGCCUGAGCGGGAUCUGAGCGGGGUCUGAGCGGGGUCUGAGCGAGCUCUGAGCGGGAUCCGAGCUGCCGCAACCAUGUCGAUUAUGUCCUAUAACGGCGGGGCCGUCAUGGCCAUGAAGGGCAAGGGCUGCGUGGCCAUCGCCGCCGACCGGCGCUUCGGGAUCCAGGCGCAGACCGUCACCACCGACUUCCAGAAGAUCUUCCCCAUGGGAGAAAGGCUCUACAUCGGGCUGGCAGGGCUGGCCACCGACGUGCAGACGGUCGCCCAGAGGCUGAAGUUCAGGCUGAAUCUCUACGAGCUGAAGGAGGGAAGGCAGAUCAAGCCCCAGACUUUUAUGAGCAUGGUUUCCAACCUGCUCUACGAGAGACGGUUUGGCCCCUAUUACACAGAGCCCGUGAUUGCUGGGCUGGACCCCGUGACACACGAGCCCUUCAUCUGCUCCCUGGACCUCAUCGGCUGCCCCAUGGUCACCGACGACUUCGUGGUCAGCGGCACCUGCUCCGAGCAGAUGUACGGGAUGUGCGAGUCCCUCUGGGAGCCAGACAUGGAGCCCGACCACCUCUUCGAGACGAUCUCCCAGGCCAUGCUGAACGCCGUGGACAGAGAUGCCAUAUCUGGGAUGGGGGUGGUGGUUCACAUCAUAGAGAAAGACAAGAUCACCACGAGGACCCUGAAGGCUCGCAUGGACUAGCCCAGCACAGCUGCUCCCGUGUCACACCCCUCCUGGGACUUUUUUAAAAUAAACCUCUGGCUUGGAGUGAA
This is a messenger RNA of Pseudopipra pipra, 892 nucleotides long. RefSeq names its product proteasome 20S subunit beta 3 (gene PSMB3). Lineage: Eukaryota; Metazoa; Chordata; Aves; Passeriformes; Pipridae. Gene Ontology annotation, biological process: proteasome-mediated ubiquitin-dependent protein catabolic process. The transcript is spliced from 6 exons. Gene Ontology annotation, cellular component: proteasome core complex; proteasome core complex, beta-subunit complex. The record is from RefSeq and is a predicted model, not a curated record. The coding region runs from base 204 to 821 and encodes 205 amino acids.